This is a messenger RNA of Neurospora hispaniola, 464 nucleotides long. RefSeq lists its product as uncharacterized. The transcript has a single exon. Lineage: Eukaryota; Fungi; Ascomycota; Sordariomycetes; Sordariales; Sordariaceae. The record is from RefSeq and is a predicted model, not a curated record. The coding region runs from base 57 to 410 and encodes 117 amino acids.
CAUCAAGUUCACAUGAUCGCCAAACGCAAUGCAGCCACUAUCGGGCCUCUCGGAAAAUGACAGGCCUUCCAAAAUUCUGUCCCAAAUCUUGUGCUGACGACUGGGACUAUCCACGUAAGGCGGCCCGGCUUAUACUUUCACUGUUCCUCAUUACCUACCCAGCAGCUCUCAGUAGGUAUCCACAACAAGAAAAGAAAAGAUCAGGAAUCAGCACUCGGCUAUUCACUAUAACCUCCCUUCACCAAAAACACCAAGUCAACUUUGGAGUCAUGAUCCCCUGGAUAAACCUCGAAUUCUGUACGGACAUUCUCUAUCUACCUACCGCCCUUCCCCCCAAAAAUUCCCCAUCUGCCUCGAACAAUACCACUCCGAAUGACUCCAUCUACACUUUCCAUACUUGCCAGCCAUGAUCAGUACUAUACCGCACAUACACCAUUAGCAACCAUAUUUCCUUGUUAAACCUC